UUCGAGCUUCCGGAUUGCUCAUUGUUGCUCAACAGAGUACUGGUUGCUUUUUCUAAUCCUUAGAUUAAAGUGAUCCAUGAUCAAGUUUGUAUAAAACGAAAUGGCAUUAUUCCGGGCAUUGCCUGCUGGAAUCAGCGUGACAUCCAAGCUCGUCUCACGAAGCGUUCCCAGCGUAUAUUAUCAUGCAAACGUAUUGGAUCACUAUGAAAAUCCUAGAAACGUUGGUUCGCUGGACAAGAAUGAUACACAAGUUGGCACUGGUCUUGUAGGAGCACCUGCCUGUGGUGAUGUGAUGAAACUGCAGAUCAAAGUUGAUGAAAAUGGCAAGAUAACUGAUGCCAAGUUCAAAACCUUUGGUUGUGGCUCUGCUAUUGCUUCAAGCUCCUUAGCGACAGAAUGGGUUAAGGGAAAAACUGUGGAUGAAGCAUUGGCAUUGAAAAAUACUGACAUUGCUAAAGAACUUUGCCUUCCUCCAGUCAAGCUACACUGUUCGAUGCUUGCCGAGGACGCAAUUAAAGCUGCUCUGUCAGAUUAUCGCAUUAAGCAACAAUCAAAGGCAAAAGCUGAUGAUAAAGCAACCGAUAAAACAAAUUAGAAUCGAUUAGAGAAUGUAGUAAUAAUAGAAAUAAAUAUUCUAUAUUUAGCUUAA
Ooceraea biroi (clonal raider ant) is the source of this 649-nucleotide messenger RNA. RefSeq names its product Iron-sulfur cluster assembly enzyme (gene IscU). Gene Ontology annotation, molecular function: iron-sulfur cluster binding; iron ion binding. Lineage: Eukaryota; Metazoa; Arthropoda; Insecta; Hymenoptera; Formicidae. The record is from RefSeq and is a predicted model, not a curated record. Gene Ontology annotation, biological process: iron-sulfur cluster assembly.